ACUGGAGUAAAUGGGAACAUUAAUUUAAAAACUUUUACUUAUCAUUAAACACUUUUUGUAACAUAAUUUAAAAAAUUAGUCCUAAAAAAUUUCAUUACCGCAACAGUCAGAAAACAUCAACACUGACAUAUUUUCAAAAUGACAUGACAAACCUGAAAGAACAUAAUUUGGAGAUUCUGCACAUGCAUUUAAAAUCAAAGUAUUAUGCUUCUAUUAAUUAAAUUAACAUUUAAUAAGCAUCUGUUGCGGUAAUGAUAAUCAAAAUGUCGUGUAAGCAUUCUGACAAGACAAUAUUUCAAAUUAACUGUAAAAAAAUGAUCUUACCUGGUAGCCAUCUUGAAGUAACUGGUCCAUGUGCUUGGUCACUCAAAAUCAAACUUUAUUAAAAUUCUGUAUGUGUGCUUAAACUGUUCUCAAAAAGUGUUGCGGAGGAUGAGAACAUCAAGCAUGGACACAUCAUUUUCCAAAUUUUUCUUCAUUAUUAUACAUGAAUAUUCAGUAAAUAUUUUUUCUGUCAUCUAAAGUAGUCUAGCAAAACAUCCAUUUAUUUUUUUUCUUAAUAUUUUUGUGUUAAUUUGAUUAAAUUACAACAUAACGCAUGUUCAAACACAGCCGGACACAUUGCGGUAAUGAGAAUUUCAGCAGAAAAUUAGAUAAAAUUUACAAUUAUAAAUUCUUAUGUUGAAAUCACACAUUUUGCAAGGUAGAACACAGUAUUGUGUUAAUUCUGAUGCUUUUUAAUGUUACUAUAUUACACAUUUUAAAGCUAAAAUCAUUAGUGCCGUGGUGUUUCAAUGGUUUCGUGAGAAUCACCCACCUAGACCAAUAUUUAGUGGACUUGUUGUUUUUGGAUUAAUGGAGUUGAGUUUACCAAUGCCCAACAACCACUGGAGGGCGCAAAGCCACAAACACACCUCCAAAGCUUCACCAGUCCAUAUCCAUGUUCUCCCUAAAUCCCGUCCUGAAAGACAGCUACAUUAAAUCAUGUUGCUUGUGUCUGUUUUCUGGUUGGUACUCUGUUUUUCAUCUCUUUAUCACACAUACAUGCAACAAUUCCCAUUUCCAAUUGUUCAGAGAUCUUUAAUCCAUCUUCAGAACGGCUUAAUGCAGUGUGGCUCUAAUAGGAUCGCCGGUAUUAACCUCAGGAACAAUAACGCCAGCUGUCACAGAGCCCCCUAUUGGUCAGCCUUGAGUAUAGGAUAAAGGUUGAGAUGGUUCAGAAUGGAGAGACGAAGAGAGAGAGUAUCUGUGCCCGUAUAAUGUGAUGGGGUUUAGCCAUGCAAGGAGUGACCAUCCGUGGAUAAACCAGUGCUUUUUUCUCAGGAGGACAUCUACAUAUCUACAUAUCCAACUUUUAUUUCAUCUGCAUGUAUAUUUGAAUUUGCUCCCGAGGUACGCUUGCACCCUUGGGUGUUUGUAUGGGUGAUUGAGCGGGUGGUGGACGGGGACGUGUCACCAUGGCCCUGGGUGCGGUGUGGAGCCGUGUUAAAAAUGUGUGCCAACAAAACGGCCUCCUCAUCUUGUCAGUAUUGGCCGUGGUUAUCGGAUGCCUCCUGGGCUUCUUCCUGCGCUCAAAGCACCUUUCUGAACAGGAGGUGAAGUAUUUCCAGUUUCCAGGGGAGUUACUAAUGCGGAUGUUAAAGAUGCUCAUCUUGCCUCUUGUGGUCUCCAGUUUAAUGUCUGGUCUAGCAGCACUGGAUGCCAAGUGUUCCAGUCGGCUGGGCAUCAUGACAAUCUCAUAUUAUCUGUGGACGACCUUUGUUGCUGUGGUGGUGGGCAUCGUCAUGGUUAUCAUCAUCCACCCGGGUGGAGCAGCACAGAAGGAGGACUCUGAAGACAGCGGCAAGCCCAUCAUGAGCUCAGCUGAUGCUCUGCUGGACCUUAUACGCAACAUGUUUCCUGCCAACUUGGUUCAAGCAACUUUUCAACAAUAUCGCACAAGAAGUAUUCCCAUCAUGAAGCCCAAACCCACCAGCAGUCAGGAUUUACAGGACACCACAACCAGACGCGUCUUCAUUUAUGGAAUCCAAGAUGACAAUGGCACAGACAUUCAGAAUUUCUCCCUCGACCUGACGCCACCUCCUGAUGUUGUCUUCAGGACGCUUCCAGGCACCAGUGAGGGCAUGAAUGUACUUGGUAUUGUGAUCUUCUCAGCUACUAUGGGUAUAAUGCUUGGAAGGAUGGGCCCAAAUGGCAGCGCUCUGGUCAACUUUUGCCAAAGUCUGAAUGAAGCUGUGCUGAAAAUUGUGGCUAUUGUUAUAUGGUACUUCCCAUUUGGGAUUGUGUUCCUGGUAGCUGGAAAGAUCUUGGAAAUGGAUGACCCUUCAGCCAUGGGAAAGAAACUGGGUUUCUAUGCUAUUACUGUAGUGAUGGGACUGGUGCUUCAUGGCCUCUUCAUCCUUCCUUCUAUGUACUUCUUCAUCACCAAAAAGAGCCCCAUCGUCUACAUCCGAGGCAUCUUACAGGCCCUGCUUAUCUCAUUAGCCACUUCAUCCAGCUCUGCCACACUGCCUAUCACCUUUAAGUGCCUCCUGGAGAACAACCACAUUGACAGACGAAUCAUUCGCUUUGUACUUCCUGUCGGAGCCACUAUUAACAUGGACGGUACAGCCUUGUACGAAGCUGUGGCGGCCAUUUUCAUCGCUCAGGUCAACAACUACGAGCUGGACUUUGGGCAGAUCAUCACCAUCAGUAUCACUGCUACAGCAGCCAGUAUAGGUGCUGCUGGCAUCCCACAGGCUGGUCUGGUAACCAUGGUGAUAGUUUUAACUUCAGUGGGACUCCCUACUGAUGACAUCACUCUCAUCAUCGCUGUGGAUUGGGCCCUGGAUCGAUUCAGGACAAUGGUGAAUGUGAUGGGCGAUGCUCUUGCCACAGGAAUCAUGGCACAUAUAUGCAGAAAAGACUUUGUGAAGGAGGGUGAAGAGAUUCCUCUAAUUUGUGAGACCAAACCCAUGAUCAGCAUCCAACAGAUGAUAUCCCAUCAGAAAAACGGUUUCCAGCCUCCUCCACCAGGCCCCACAAGGAAACCCUCUCACCUUUCACCUGACGUGGCCCGCCUCAUGCAGCUGGAGGAGGGCAUCAAGCCAGAAAAGAAAAAGUCCCCACACUUGUCUCCACACAAUUAUAAAAGAGCGCACAAAGACAAGGACCACUGUGCCAUUGAUAUGAAUGGCCUGGAGACCAAUGUCUAGACUCUCUCAGAGCAUGACUGGUGCAUUUCAUCCCUCAUAGAGACCAAACAAAAAGACCAAGUGCUCAGAAAUGACAGCCAAUCUUGCGCUUUUACUUUCUGAUACCACAGAGAUUACAGAUCUUUGGACCCGGUUGCCGUUUGCUGGAUCUGUUCCUUGUUUCUUUUAAAUAUCACAGAGCAUAAUAAGCAGAUAUGUGGAAAAAGAUCUGUGUGUAUAUAUAUAUAAGUGCUUUGUCAUUGUGUGUUUUCCUUGUUAUCUAUCAGCGACAAAAGACGCCAUGUAAAACUACUGAUGUUUAUGGACAGUAUACAGUACUUAUGAAAUAUGGUUGUUUUAUUCUGGUUUAUUUUGCUUUUGCAAUAUUUUUAAAUUUUUUUUAAUGCUUUUUCUGUUUUUUAUUAUAACAGAGAGAAUAAAUGUUGUCUCCUGGACAUGAUACAAGCACCAGUGACCAUAAUACAGUGACCUCGAAAAGUACUGCAAUGGUUAAAUGUCAUAUUUUGAGGAUUACAGUGCAUUAAAGAGGUUUGCUCUGUUUACCGGAAAAACGGCUUAUGGAAAAGUAGCACAUAAUCUUUUCUGUAGUCCUGAUAAAACACACCCAAGUUAGGAUUUACAUGAAAUAUUUUUAAUAACAAAAAUAUAAUGAAAUAUAUUUUAUCAUAUUUUAUCAUUUACUUACCCCUUAAUUUUAAUGCAUUUAUUUCCUGUUGACCUUAAUGACUUUUACUAUAUAGACAAAAAAUAUUUUUUGGGGGUGAAAUAUUUCUGUGAAUGAAACUCUUCCACAAUAGAAAGAAAAUCUAUGAUGAUGCAUAUUACAGUUUUUGGGAUCUGGAUUUAUCUCCUUGUGUAUUUGGAUGCAAAAAUUCAUAAGAUCAACGUUUUAAGAAAAGAACUGAGCAGUUAAGAGGAUAAAACAGAUAAUGGCCUUCUCAUUUUAAAGAGUGAGACUAAUUUUCAUACAGUAUGCAUUUUGCUUCUGUCAUUCGUUUGCGUCUGUCCUUCAGACUUCCAAGAAGAGCAAGUCGGUUUUCUUUACAGUUGCAAACUUUAUGGACUUGCAAACCAUGCAAAAAAUUCCAACCCUUACAGGAUUCUUUGUAUAAACAUGUCAAAUACGUCUGACUCGCAUAUUGACCAUGGUUCAUCUGCUAGGUUUCAAAAACAGUGGAAGGCCAUUAAAAUUCUUUUGUGAUACAGCCAGAGCAAAAAUAUUACAGUUAUGCCUUUUAUUUAAGCAACCUCCAAACCUAUAAAUCUUUAUCCCACAAAAUAAAAAGAUCCAAUUUUGUUCAAUGGUGCAUUAAAUAUUUUGCUAUUGUAUGUGCUUGCAUGAAAGGUCUGGCAUAAUUAUUUUGGCCAGCGAGGAGGUGACCGGUUUGUAAAUAGUUUCUGAAAUGCAUACAUGUAUCAGAAUGGCAGCAUGUGGCUGUGUAAUGACAAACGAUUGCUAAGAAGCAGAAAGAUGCCCAUGUUGUGCCCAUGCACUGCUGAAAUAACACUGGCACAGGUCCAUAACACUGCAGGAAUCCUAAACACGGUAAUUGCUCAUUACGAAAGUACAGUAAAAAUGUGACCUCUCAUUCUGCAUGAACACAUUUCCACUCUUCAGACAGCUGCUGAGCUUCACUAAUCCUCUUUCUUCUGGGUUUUAUGAACGAGUAAAUUACUGUGCUCUUGCCAUCCACUUACUGGUAGUAGAAGCCAUCCUAAUUUGAUGCAUUCACAUCUAACUGGAAUCUAGUUAUAUACAAAGAUGUUUACAAAGAAACAGAAACAUGAAAUCUUUAAAAAAAAAAACAUUUUGUUACAUACACUGACUGUCUGUACAGUUUUCAGGGACAGACUGUGAAUGCACUGGGAGAUAAGAGCAUCAAUUACUGUUGCAUCUAAAAUACAAAAAUGACCAAAUAUUAAAGGUAAACAUCACAGUUUUUCAAUAUUGUACUAUGUUCUUACAUCAACUUAGGCAAAUUAAUACAUACCCAUCUAUUUUUCAAUGC
Misgurnus anguillicaudatus (oriental weatherfish) is the source of this 5203-nucleotide messenger RNA. RefSeq names its product solute carrier family 1 member 7a (gene slc1a7a). NCBI's taxonomy places the organism in Eukaryota, Metazoa, Chordata, Actinopteri, Cypriniformes, Cobitidae. Gene Ontology annotation, biological process: L-glutamate transmembrane transport. The record is from RefSeq and is a predicted model, not a curated record. Gene Ontology annotation, cellular component: plasma membrane. Gene Ontology annotation, molecular function: glutamate:sodium symporter activity; neutral L-amino acid transmembrane transporter activity; L-glutamate transmembrane transporter activity.